Messenger RNA from Tarenaya hassleriana, 641 nucleotides. Its product is annotated as cysteine proteinase inhibitor 4-like. The record is from RefSeq and is a predicted model, not a curated record. The transcript has a single exon. Bases 161 to 505 code for a protein of 114 amino acids. Lineage: Eukaryota; Viridiplantae; Streptophyta; Magnoliopsida; Brassicales; Cleomaceae. Gene Ontology annotation, molecular function: cysteine-type endopeptidase inhibitor activity.
CUUCGGCGCGUGAGUGGGAAUUGGGAAGGGUCUCUCUGUCAUUUUUCUCGAUACCUCUGCCCCCACUUGCGAACACGUUCCGAUCCCCAAAUCUCCACCUAUAAAUACCGUUUUCCGACCAGACCCAAGAACCAGAAAAAAAAACAAUCCAAAUUCAAAGAUGGAAUUGACGAGGUCAAUGAUCGUGCUCUGUCUGAUCGUCCUCCCUCUGGUGGCGGGAGGUUCGCUCCUGGGGGGAUGGCAACCGAUCAAGGACGUGAACGAUCCCAAGGUGGUGGAGAUCGCGAAAUACGCAGUGUCCGAACACAACAAGCAGUCGAAGUCGGAUCUGACGUACGAGCGCGUCGACGAGGGACAGACGCAGGUCGUGUCCGGCAUCCGAUACAGACUGGUCGUCCAAGCCAAGAACGGCGCCGCCGGCAAGAGCAAGUUCUAUUUGGCCACCGUGGUUGACGGCGCCACCGGCAAGAGGGUUCUCAAGUCUUUCAAGUACUUCCUUGGUUAAUCGUCGGUCUGACGAGGUCGUGUAAUGACACGAUCAUUUGUUGAGAUUAGAUCUAAUAAAUCAACGGUUUUGUUCUUUUGAGAAAUGGACGGUUGUGAUACAUUGAGAUCCGUUUUUUUUAAUAUUUUUUAAGUGA